Molecule: messenger RNA, 588 nt
Organism: Exophiala aquamarina CBS 119918
Lineage: Eukaryota; Fungi; Ascomycota; Eurotiomycetes; Chaetothyriales; Herpotrichiellaceae
Exons: 1
Biological process (GO): lipid homeostasis
Cellular component (GO): membrane; endoplasmic reticulum
Source: RefSeq, a predicted model, not a curated record
AGCCUGCCAGAUCAUGACCAGCCAAUCAUUACGACCAAGUCAGAACUGGCCAAUAUUCUGACUGCGAUUGAGACGGCAUAUUUACUACAGGACUCGAUCGUUUUGCUGUACGCUGCUAGGAGAGAACGAGCAUUUCUCACAGGGUCCAACGGUAAGGCUUCUGAUAACAGAGCUAUCAGGGGUCUUAAUUUCCGACAUCUCGGCUGGCAUCAUGCUCUCCUAGGGUCUGCAUUUGUCCUGCUUCAGGUCUAUAUUGCCCAACGGAAGGAGAAAGGGAUUCUCAUAAUUGUGGCUAUGCUUCUCAUGAAUGCAUCAUCGCCAUUUGGUACGCUACGGUGGUUUUUGAUCAAUUUUCGACCACAGAAGACGCGGAUUAUCCGAGUACUCAGUGUAGCCUACAUGGUGACGUUCGCCAUAUUCAGGGUUUACCUACUAUACUCUAUAAUCAGCACAUUUGGAAAACAAACGAAUGUAUCUACAUGGGAGGUUUUCCGGAAACUGCGGCUUCCUUGCAAACUCGGCAUGUCAUGCCUCGCUCUCGUGAACACAGGAUGGCUCCUAAAGGUGGCUUGUUCAUUCAUGCUACGC